This is a messenger RNA of Pseudophryne corroboree (corroboree frog), 1039 nucleotides long. RefSeq names its product calcyphosine like (gene CAPSL). Gene Ontology annotation, molecular function: calcium ion binding. The coding region runs from base 101 to 727 and encodes 208 amino acids. NCBI's taxonomy places the organism in Eukaryota, Metazoa, Chordata, Amphibia, Anura, Myobatrachidae. The transcript is spliced from 5 exons. The record is from RefSeq and is a predicted model, not a curated record.
GUCCUGUACUUGUUGAAGGAACUGCGUCCAUAGUUGCAGGUUUGCAGCAGGUGGAAGUUACAGGCGGCUGCUAGGAGGAUCCCCAUCCCGAGCCUCUAAGAUGUCAGGCACCGCAAGACAUGACCAAGAGAUGGUCAUGCGGGCAAAGAAGAACCUGGCAACCUGCACAGAUCCCCUAGAGAAGCUCCGUCUCCAGUGUCUCUCGAGGGGCUCAGCCGGCAUCAAAGGCUUAGCCAGAGUAUUUAAAAUCAUGGAUGACGAUAACAACAGGAGCCUUGAUUUCAAGGAAUUUUUAAAAGGACUGGGCGACUACGGUGUGUAUGUAGAGAAAAACGAAGCUCAGGAAAUUUUCUCCGUGUUCGACAAAGAUGGCAGUGGGACAGUAGACUUUGAUGAAUUCCUGGUUACGUUACGACCGGCUAUGUCCAAUGCAAGAAAAGAUGUAAUCAUGCAGGCAUUCAGGAAGUUGGAUAAAAGCGGAGAUGGUGUCGUGACCAUUGAGGAUUUAAAGGGAGUAUAUAAUGCAACACACCAUCCAAAAUAUAAAAAUGGGGAAUGGACAGAAGAGCAAGUUUUCAGGAGUUUUCUAGAUAACUUUGACUCCCCCUAUGAUAAAGACGGACAGGUAACAAAAGAGGAAUUUCUAAACUAUUAUUCUGGAGUCAGUGCUUCUAUUGACAGCGAUGUAUAUUUUGUGCUGAUGAUGAGAAAUGCCUGGAAAUUGUGACAUACAGAUUUUAUUUUUGUAAGAUGGUGUUUUAUGAGUUUUGUCGGGUUGCAUAAGACAUUAGAGAAGAAGAUCUGUGGAGUACAGAGGAGAAAUCCUCCCACAAUCCUGUACUUAUGUUGUAUGAUGUUUUUUGCAUAUGGAAUUCAGGGAAUAAAGCUGCAAACAACUUUACAGGCCAGGUCUGGACACAGAGCUCCUUAUAGCUGAAGAAUUUUGGACCUGCUCUGUUUGACUUUAUAUGUGCCUUGUUGAAACUAAAUCUGCUUUAAUAAUAUUUUGCUUGAUAGUAAAGAGUAAUUAUUCCAUGUA